ACCUACAGAGCUACAAACCUUGUUCCACGAUUCGCACCCACCGUGUGCGUGUAAUCCACACAUCCCUGCGGCUUCGCUAAUGAAUGGCCGAAUGCCAUGCUUCAGUUUAUCAGGCAUUCUCAUUUAGUUUCGACGCAAUUGUACCCAGACAAAAAAUUUACAGGAGAUCGCCGAAAAGAUGAAACUGGUUGAUCAAGUCGUGCAGACAUUUCGUGUUGCAAAGUUAUUCAGAGACAAUAAUGAGAGAGUGAACAAUAUUGACUUUUCUCCAAGCGGAGACCUGUUGUUGACAUCAAGCGACGAUGAUCAAAUUGUCAUUUAUGAUUGCGAAAAGGGAACAUCAAAAAGAACCCUCAACAGCAAGAAGUAUGGUGUUGAUCUUAUCCAUUUUACUCAUGGGAAAAAUUCUGCUAUUUAUGCAUCAACCAAAAUUGAUGAUACUAUCCGAUACCUGUCCCUCCACGAUAACAAAUUCAUCCGAUACUUCCAUGGACAUACUAAGAGAGUUGGUACCCUGAGCAUGAGCCCCAUUGAUGACACCUUCAUCUCUGGUUCUGCAGACAAGACACUCCGAUUAUGGGACUUGCGCUCUCCAAAUUGCCAAGGAACAAUGCAUGCUGGAGGACGACCUGUUGCUGCUUUUGAUCCUGAAGGUCUAAUAUUUGCUGCUGGCAUCAAUUCUGAAACAGUGAAACUUUAUGAUCUCAGAUCGUUUUUCAAAGGACCUUUUAGCACUUUUGAACUUAAUCAAGAGAAAGAAUGUGAUUGGACUGGUCUCAAAUUUAGCCCUGAUGGAAAAACAAUCUUGGUAUCUACUAAUGGAUCAGUGAUUCGUCUUGUGGAUGCUUUUGCUGGAACUCCUUUGAAAACAUUUACGGGCCACAUGAACAAUAAGGGCAUCCCUCUGGAGGCAUCAUUCAGCCCAGACUCGCAAUUUGUGUUCAGCGGCUCAACCGACGGUCACGUGCACGUUUGGAACGCAGAGAAAGGCUACAAAGUGGCCACGCUCAACGGCGAUCACACUGGUCCUGUUCAGUGCAUCCAAUUUAAUCCUAAAUACAUGAUGCUUGCCUCGGCGUGCUCUCACAUGUCGUUUUGGCUGCCUGCUCUUGACCAGUGAAAAUUUAACUCAUCUUCAGUGUUACAGAUUCCGUGCCGUAAUACUACUGAAUUAGUAUAGCUUACUUCUAAACCUUAGUAACCGUAAUUAAUGUGCUCUUUUUUCCGUUGCGUUAUUGUUGAUUUUCUUUUGUAUUUAAACUUUGUAUUUACCAUUGCAGAUGAUGAAUUUACUCUUCACUUCCUCUAGAUGCAGUAUUGCUUUUAUUUAAUGUAAUGCCAGACCUAUUUCGGUUUUUGUUGCAUUUUUGUUGCAACUUCUAAACGAUCAUUUUAAUCUGUAUCGAAAUUCAUAAGAUGAUAUAAUAAAUGAUAGUUUUUCAUGGAAUUUCAUAGCAAACGCCCAUAAUUUCUUAGUGAUUAAUUGUAGUAUGAUCUCAAUGAGUUCCGAAAGUGUCUCUAGAUGUUAUGUCUCCUAAACCCCACUAUGCUAUGUUCCUUCUAUGAGUGAUAUCUUUUUGGCUUUCUACGACUGUUUGAAGGUGCUCUUCUAGGACGUUGCGGAGUUUGUUGAAGACAAGAGCGUAAUCCUUUUCUGCAAUUUGCAUAUUGCUCUACUCAAUUAUGGUGAAUUAGACUUUUUGUAGGAUUUGGAAGUUUGAAUAUGGGGUUUCCAAGGGUUUAUUAUGAUAUUUCAAAGUUACUAAUGCGCAUUAUCCAAUGUCAAGUAAAGUGAAUGUUUUAAAAGGCUUAAGAAUGGGAUUUCGGAAUGAUAUAAGUACGUUCAUCAGAUAUUAUUAAUGAAACUUUAAAAUUACGAUUUAUGCAUCAAAUUACUCUGAAAAUUAUUUCAAUGUCCUAAAAAUAAAGUGCUCUAUUAAUAGAUCGUUGGAUUAGGACCUUAACGCGAUAGUGAAUAAAUAAUAUGUAUGCGACACGUCGUAAUAUUAUGGUCAAAUGUCCAUUGAAAACCUCAAGUAUGAACUUCAAUCCCCUGUGAUAAGUCUAAUUUCUA
This is a messenger RNA of Hyalella azteca, 2074 nucleotides long. Its product is annotated as WD repeat-containing protein 82. Gene Ontology annotation, molecular function: chromatin binding; protein binding. Bases 179 to 1120 code for a protein of 313 amino acids. The record is from RefSeq and is a predicted model, not a curated record. The transcript has 6 exons. Gene Ontology annotation, cellular component: Set1C/COMPASS complex. Lineage: Eukaryota; Metazoa; Arthropoda; Malacostraca; Amphipoda; Hyalellidae.